UGACCUUUGACCAAAAAUUCAGCUUUAGAGAGAGAAAGAGGGAGUUUUAAAGAGAGAUAUAGAGAGAGAAACAGUUUGUUUUUAGAGAGAGAAGAUCGAGCAAUCGUUUUAGAGACAAGAAGAAGAGAACGGUGGAGGAGGAUUGCGUGUUGUGCUCGCAGUUUCUCCUCCAUUUGUUGAUUUUUAGUUUGUUUUGUUGAAGAAUUGUUGAAAAGUGUUGUGAGAUCUAUAGAGGCGAGGAGUUAGGGUUACGAUUUGAUCAUACACGAUGAAUGUUAUGCGUCGGUUGAAGAGUAUCGCCUCUGGCCGUACAUCCGUUUCCGAUACUGGUGGAGAUUCAUUCAAUAAGAGGGGAAAAAAAGAAUCUGGUAGUCAGCCUGGGAGCGCUAGAGCGCCAAAGUUGACGGCAAGCAGAUCCAAUGCUUCUGCUAAACUUGGAAAAUCUGACUUUGACAAUCUACCCAAAGAAUUGUACGGGUUGAAAAUAAAAGAACAAUCUGAUGACAAGGAUUUUGAGGCGACUCUUGUAAAUGGUAGCGGUACGGAAGCAGGUCAAAUUAUCGUGACUUCAAUCGGUGGUCGAAAUGGAAAACCAAAACAGACUUUCUCAUACAUGGCAGAGCGUGUUGCUGGUACCGGUUCAUUUGGUGUCGUCUUUCAGGCCAAAUGCCUUGAAACAGGUGAAUCUGUUGCUAUAAAGAAGGUUUUACAAGACAAAAGAUACAAGAACAGAGAACUUCAGAUACUGCGUUUACUGGACCAUCCAAACGUUGUUCCGUUGAAAAACUGUUUCUAUUCAACAACCGACAAAAAUGAAGUGUACCUAAACGUUGUAUUGGAAUAUGUACCCGAAACUGUCUAUAGGAUGUCAAGGCACCAUGUUAAGAUGAACCAAAACAUGCCUACCCUAUAUGUACAGUUGUAUGCAUAUCAGAUAUGCCGUGGGCUUAAUUACAUUCACAACGUCAUUGGUGUAUGCCAUCGUGAUAUCAAGCCACAGAAUCUUUUGGUUAAUCCACAAACUCAUCAGCUAAAACUAUGUGAUUUUGGGAGUGCAAAGAUGCUGGUGCCUGGGGAGCCAAAUAUUUCAUAUAUUUGUUCUAGAUAUUACCGGGCUCCUGAAUUGAUCUUUGGAGCAACAGAAUACACCAAUGCAAUUGACAUGUGGUCUGCCGGUUGUGUUUUGGCUGAACUACUUCUUGGACAACCUCUUUUCCCUGGUGAAAGUGGUGUAGAUCAACUUGUAGAGAUAAUUAAGAUUUUGGGAACACCAACACGGGAAGAAAUCAAGUGCAUGAAUCCUCAUUACACAGAGUUCAAGUUCCCACAGAUCAAGGCUCAUCCAUGGCAUAAGAUAUUUAAAAAGAACAUGCCACCUGAAGCAACCGAUCUUGUAUCGCGCCUGCUACAGUACUCUCCAAAGCUGCGCUGCACUGCUUUGGAGGCGUGCACCCAUCCAUUCUUUGAUGACUUAAGAGACCCAACGACAACUUUGCCAGAUGGCAAACCCCUCCCUCCCCUGUUUAACUUCACACCACAAGAAAUUGCUCACGCAUCUCCUGAACUACUUCAACGGCUGAUACCUGAACAUGCCAGGCAUCAAACAACGUAAUGUGAUAGGCGUUGGGUUUUUGAGCCUUGCCCAUAAUGCUUACUCUUUCUGUCAUGUGGUGAGCUACAUUGUAACGAUGGAGAUUGGUUUAUAUCUAACUGUAACGGAACAGGAAUUAUUACAUGUAACUCCUCGCGUAUAGAUAUGGUGUAACUAAGUUCGAUUCGCAAUCAACAUAUUGUUUACAACAUGGAAAGUUUACUUCUAUUGAAUUUGAUUCAUUGUUUUCUCAUA
This is a messenger RNA of Helianthus annuus (common sunflower), 1846 nucleotides long. Its product is annotated as shaggy-related protein kinase epsilon. The record is from RefSeq and is a predicted model, not a curated record. Gene Ontology annotation, molecular function: ATP binding; protein serine/threonine kinase activity. Lineage: Eukaryota; Viridiplantae; Streptophyta; Magnoliopsida; Asterales; Asteraceae. Gene Ontology annotation, cellular component: cytoplasm. Bases 269 to 1612 code for a protein of 447 amino acids. The transcript is spliced from 13 exons. Gene Ontology annotation, biological process: protein phosphorylation; signal transduction.